Messenger RNA from Sphaeroforma arctica JP610, 849 nucleotides. Its product is annotated as ubiquitin-conjugating enzyme (huntingtin interacting protein 2). The record is from RefSeq and is a predicted model, not a curated record. Lineage: Eukaryota; Ichthyosporea; Ichthyophonida. The transcript has 5 exons. Gene Ontology annotation, molecular function: protein binding. The coding region runs from base 36 to 539 and encodes 167 amino acids.
AACAGUCACUCAAGGAUAGCGGAAUUAAAUUAGAGAUGGUAAAUAAUAACAUGGACCAGCUUCGUGGCUUCAUCAAGGGUCCCAAGGAUACUCCAUACUCAGAAGGUACCUUUGAGCUCGGGAUAACCAUUCCUCCUAUGUACCCCUUCGUCCCACCAAAAGUCAAAUUCGAAACAAAAGUUUGGCACCCCAAUGUCUCAUCGCAAACCGGUGCGAUAUGCCUUGAUAUAUUAAAGGAUCAAUGGGCAGCGGCCAUGACAAUUAAGAGUGUGCUGUUCUCCAUUCAAUUGCUCUUAGCCUCCCCCGAGCCAAACUCGCCACAGGACGCUGUGGUGGCGAAACAGUACAUGGAUCACUUCGACGAAUGGAAAGACCAAGCGAAGCAGUGGACGGAGAAAUAUGCACAAGAGACUGAGACGAAAUUCGAGAGAAACAUCAAGCAGCUCAUGGAAAUGGGGUUCAGUCGAGAGAAAUGCGAGAAGUACUUAAACAAGACAAACGGCAACAUUGAAGAAGCGGCAGCCAAGCUACUAAAAUAAAGGGCGUGGUGAUACCACGCCUGUCCUAAUAUUUUCUUGAGGGGGAUGUGGUUCCAUCCGUCGAAGUCAAUAGCGCGAGAACGUUCAAGUCAGGAUAUAAAGACGUUUGAGGCAUCAGACUUACACGGGUCAAAAUCAUACUUGAAUGUCUAUAGUCCUAUAAUCGAGUCUAUAGUCCUAUAAUCGUCCGAUACAACGGUGUAUGUUUCAAAGUUCACACAAAAAUCCGCAUAUAUAAACAACCGUGGACAGAAAGCUGCAUGUUUCAAAAUAAAGUACAUUUGAAUAGCUACGUAUACGACUUUGCGAG